AUGGGUCAGAUCGCGUCUCUAGGACGAAGUAACGCGGCAAAUGUGCCCAGUGCUGUGGAUGAUGAGGACGAGAAGUGCGAGAUGCAUCGAUUCUCCAGCCAUCCAGGCGCAUUUUUUGGGUCAUAUUUUUUGUUGGGAGGCGAACGAUAUGAUUUGGCAAAGCCGGAAGCGUUUUUGUUCGGAGAAAACACUGACUUGGAUGUUCUUGGCAACAAACCGGUGCAGUUCCCGUACUCAAGCCAGCCAGUUAAUGAUCCUGUAAGGACGCUGAAUGCCCUGAUCAAUCUGCGCCGAGAUUCUCUGAAAUUAACAAAGAGCAAGUGCGGCAGCUCGGAUGGCGCUAAGAAUUCACUUUGUUUGGAAUUCUAUUUCGACUGUGACAGUGCUUGUUAUGUGCAAAUUCAUUUCUUCGCCAAGGAAUUUAUAAGCGAUGGACGUGUGCAGUACAUGCAUUACGAAAAUGGCUCGUAUUUUCCAAUUGUGAUUGAGAUCCGUGCUGUGGACUGUGGUAUUGAGCAGAUGCAGUCAACCAUGGCUAGCAUUGAGCGUGCUACCGACCAGUGUGCUUCGUUUGUUGUGAAGCCGCUACGACAGAAGCUGGUAGCUGAUGGCGUAGUUUAUCUGCUGCAAGAGAUUUACGGGAUCGAAAAUAAGGAGCAAGAUCUUGGCGAUGAAAAUGGCUCGGAGUGUAUCAUUUGCAUGUCCGAUAUUCGGGAUACAGUGAUCCUUCCGUGCAGGCAUUUAUGCAUUUGCAAUGGUUGUGCGGAAACAUUGAGGUAUAAGCUGAAUAAUUGUCCCAUAUGUCGUUCUCCGUUUCGCGCACUGCUGCAGUUGAAGACGAUGCGUGUCGUGAGCACUGUCUCGAUAACUGAUCAGUUACCGUCUUCACAACAGACUCGCUCACAGACAAGGUACGAGACAAUGACACUGGUGGAAGCAUUAAAUGGACCGGUAAGUCACAUACAGUCCUGUGUGGUUCCCACUGCCCAACUUGGAUAUAAUAUCGACACCUGUCACGAUUUUGCAACAUCCCUCAAUUCAAAGACUACGAGACGCUCUUCGCGGACGUCCACCGGCAUACAGCAGGUUCCUGCUUCUAAUAAUAAUAGAGUAUUCAAAUACUGGACAUUCUUGUUUAUAACUGAUACCGAUGAACACUGGGAAAAAGCCAUACGUAUAGUUUUGCUCCGCCAGGUGCUAACGCUAGGCAACCAAGGUCGAAACAGAAAGGAAGAUGGGACUAUUUGCAUAGAAAUGAAGCCAACUGAUCAGUAUGUCAAGGCAAACUCCGUAGAUUUCGAAUUACAGGAAGAAGAGCUGUCCGGUGGAUGCUCAACAAGUCGUUGUUGUCCGACUUCCCCUCCCGAUAUUCCAUAUUCACCAGUUUCUUCACACAGACGUCGUCAUAAAAAGGAACGAACUUUAUCACGACACGAGGAUAGCAAACAUCUCACAGAGGGUGAUUCCAGAGAGCUAGCGAGAAGGAACUCUGACACAGCAACAGCGGACAGCCGGAAUUCUUAA
This is a messenger RNA of Gongylonema pulchrum, 1524 nucleotides long. Lineage: Eukaryota; Metazoa; Nematoda; Chromadorea; Rhabditida; Gongylonematidae. The record is from the annotation of a GenBank genome assembly.